Suillus fuscotomentosus is the source of this 4890-nucleotide messenger RNA. RefSeq lists its product as uncharacterized. The transcript is spliced from 21 exons. NCBI's taxonomy places the organism in Eukaryota, Fungi, Basidiomycota, Agaricomycetes, Boletales, Suillaceae. Gene Ontology annotation, molecular function: ATP binding. The record is from RefSeq and is a predicted model, not a curated record. The coding region runs from base 1 to 4890 and encodes 1629 amino acids.
AUGCUGUUCAAGAUUCUUUGGAUUCAGCGAGUCUGGGAACUGGGUGGCAAUGUCAUGCCCAAGCCACGUCAAAUCUUUGUCACCAAAUCUAGAAUGCUGGCGACAAAAGUAGAAGAAUACUUCAAACGCCUUCUCGAGUCCCUGUCAAUGUCAGACUAUACGCUGCCCGAAAUUGCGAAACUCAAGGCACGAAGCAUGGAGGACGAUCUUAUUGAUCCUGACGAUGCUCCCGAGUCGCAGAUGAAUAUACCAGCGAGAUACAGCGAACUUGAGGACAAACACUUUCCUUUGUUCGUGACUUUUGAUCGACUAGCAAGGAUGAUUGCAGCUGAUAUAUUCAACAUGGACGAUCCAGAGACGAGGCGUAGCGCUGAGCUGUUCUUCGACACUAAUGAUGCAGAAGCGCAUGACUCGUUUGUCACCUAUGAUGUAUUUGAAAAGCAAUAUUGGCCGCAUUUUCCGCAGGGUCUGACCAAGAACCUUAGUAAUACUGCUUCUUUUCUGUUAGAUGAUGCACUCACGUAUCCCACCCAGAUUCAUGGUAUCAUUAAAGGUUCCGAGCAGGCGUUGAGCUUUCCAGAUGGAUUUCUCGACCGUCCAAGUUACCUUUGUCUUCCCUGUCGAUCCAAUCCAGUCUUUGCCAACCAGAGACACUCACUCUAUGAUAUAUUCGAGAUCUACAUGAAAUUCAAGAAGCAGAAACGCCACUUUGAUGUAGCGGAUCGUACGCAUGCGAUACUCAAGGCCUUGCGAAAUCAAAAAUUUCCUGGUCAACAGGUUGAUCAUAUAUAUGUCGAUGAGGCGCAAGACAAUCUUCUAAUCGAUGCGCUGGUUUUGAGGCGAUUGUGUAGGCAUUCAAAUGGUCUUUUCUGGGCUGGGGAUACUGCGCAAACGAUUUCUGCUGGAAGUUCCUUCAGGUUCAACGAUCUGAAAGCAUUUGUCUAUCGUAUGGAGCGCAACAGUAGCUCGGUAACUCCCGCUGGAGCUCCUGUGCAUCAACCAACGAUGUUCCAGCUGGGUAUCAACUACAGAUCACACAAUGGCAUCGUAAACUGUGCUCACUCUGUCAUUGAGCUCAUCACGAAGUUUUGGCCAAACGCAAUUGAUCACCUUCAACCUGAAAAGGGGGCAGUUGAUGGAGUGAAGCCAGUAUUUUUCACGCACUUGGAUAAUGACGCUCACUUCAAACAGGUUUUUGGUCGGGGAGAGAGCUUGGAGCCCGCCAGUGCAUACUUGUGCGGAACGAAGCGGCGGUCAAGGCCGUACAAGACAAAUUCGCGUCUGCUCGGGACACUCUACGACAGUUCUGUUGUACAACUUUUUCGGAGAUUCCGCCGUAGAUGCCUCACGCUGGCGGGUAGUUCCUCAACGGGGUGCAGGGUCAAGGAUAUGCGCCUGAUUUUUAUCGUGACGAGACUCGGUACGCUGCAAUAUGUAGUGAGGCAAUUGAAACUCCUCUACGUGGGAAUUACCCGUGCAAGGAGGAACGUAUGGAUCCUUGAUACAUCGGACAAGUCUGAUGCUAUGCGCAUUUUCUGGGAGUCUCAAAAUCUGAUCCGCACUUGUGCCCGAAGCACAGAUGUUCCUCCUCUAGCUACCUCUUCUACUCCGGAAGAGUGGGCAUCCUCCGGGCGCUCGCUGUUCUUCCACCAGCGCUACUCACAGGCUAUACAUUGCUUCGAGCGUGCUAACCUGCAUCGCGAAGUGAAGGUUUGCAAAGCUUAUCUACUACGGAAGGCAGCGCGUUCCACUGUAGGAGUGGCCUUGCCUAGCGUUCAACAAAGGGCUUUUACUGCGGCAGCAGAUGCCUUUGUUGAAUGUGCUGCAGCUGCUACGGGCAACGAGAGACGUCAAUAUUACCGCACCUCGGCGUAUUGCUACAUCCGAGGAGGACAAGACCUCAAAGCUGCUGAUAGCUAUCUCAAAGCUGAAGAGUUUGAGUUAGCUGCAAAGAGCUAUCGCAAGGCUGGAUCAUUUGACAGGACGCUGUAUGUCCUCACUGACCACCGCGCUGUGAUUCCUGAGAAGACCGCAACAGAGUUGUGGAUGGUAUGUCGGCUUCAUUACUGCAGCAGAAACAACGAUCAAGCCCCUGUGCCACUAUUCUCUUCGUUUGAUGAGGAACUCAAGUUUUUAGAGGAAUACGACUUGGAUCGUGCCCGUGUUUCCCUUCUGGAGUCUCACUCGAUGUACUAUGAGGUUGCGGAGAUACACUUAUCAGAGAAUCGCCCCAUGGAAGCAGUUCAAGCGUUCCUCAAGGACAAUGGAAAACUUGAUUCAGCUGCUCGUGCGGCCCGCACUCUUCUGGAAUUCAUGUGGCGCAAAUGCUCAUUCAGGAUCACCCCUGAAGCCGCCGCUGUCAACGAAUCAGUGCGGCAAGCUAUGGUCCUCGCUGAUCAGCUGCAAAUGAAGAAACUGGAGCCCAUGACUUGUAAUUUGAUUUUGAUGUUUCAGGGUAUCUUACGAGAAGAUCAUGGAUCGUUGAAGAAACUCGCCCUUACCUUCCGAGAACAUGGUCAUCACGCUGCCGCUCUCCUUUGCCUGGAUCACUUCUUCACACAAUUGACAGACAUUCGUCCUUUCCAGCUCCACGAAAUGGCAAGUUUUCUUGAAACGUUCCAUACCUAUGCACAACUACUCUACCAAACCUCGAUCAUGCCUGACCCCUUGGGGCGCCGGGAGUGCGAUGUACAAAGACUAUUAUCAAUCGUGUCACUGCCGGGCGACGAGUUCCUCAUACCGAGUGGAACAUUCCUUUGUGACAACGUGACGGAAACUUCUCGGAAUUACCGUCUGGUCUCGAUGCCUCAAUCCGGAUAUAAGGCCUCUCGUAGAGACGCAACAGAAUUGAUCCAUUUGUCCAUUCGAACUGUGUUGAAGGACAAGGUUUUGGAACUCGAUAAAAUGUGUUGCAGCGCUCCAGUAUUUUUGCAACGCUUGCCAUCUGUCUCCUGGACGUGUCAAAGAGAGCCAUGCCCUCAGAAACAGGUCGCGAUAUCGAGUACGGACCACGUGCAGUACAACACCCAUGUUGCGAUCCAUAUGCAACUAAUUCUCAUCUUACAACUCUUAUACUCCGCGCAUCCUAGAUGGGCAAGCAUGAGGGACUGGCUCGAACACCUUUACGAGGCGCUGGCUCCGCCCCUGUUCAUUCAAGGUUCCUUUGCGGACCUCGAUUUGACCCUCACUCCUUACGGUUUAGCUGGCCUGAGUGUGGUGAAGAACUGGAUUCGCGAAACUUUCUAUAGUUUGAACCCAUCCAAGAGCCCUCAAUUCCUGACGACCUUGAUGAGAAUCACCAGUUUGAGUUUCGCUUUCGACCGGAAUGCUGCUCCCGCCUACAUUGCUGAGGCAAUGUGUGUCACCAAACAUAGAUUUACCAAGCUCAUCCGACAGCCAGAUAAUCGCUACCUAGUGAUGGACAUGUUUAAUUCCUAUCGAGGAGCUACUCCCAGCAGUAUAUCAUCGGGAAUUCUGUUUCUACUGUAUGUCUUCAACAACGGUCUACACGUCAAUCUAUCUGUUCUAUGCGAUUGCAUUGAGGAUAUUUUUGCCUCUUUUGUUAUAAAUCACAGAAUGGAUCCCACUCUGGACGAACUUCCAUUGAACGGUGCCGUUCUUCCAUCCAACUGGUUGAUCUUUCCCCACAAGUUUCUUGUGAAAAAAGAUGUCAAACCGGAGUCAAUAAGCUCGCUCUUGGAUGUGAUAGGAAAUCUAAUAUGGAGAUUGCGCAUGGGUAGUGCCAUGGGUUCUUUGUGGCUUGCACAUAUGACAAAUAUCACACCGUUGCUUCGCGAUGCUUUCAUCUUCCGGCUUUGCAGAACUCUUUGCCUUGUCGCUCACAAUACACAGUACCCCAUGGUCAAGCGCAAAGUGAAUUCGAUCGUGCUUCAUCUGCACAGACUUGACACCAAUAGACCUCGGUGCCCUGCAUACUAUCAAAAACUCGUGGACGACGUCGUCGAUCAUAUGGCGCUUUUGCCCCAUAGAGGAAUGCCUCGCUUGGAUGGCUAUCUGCGAGCUAUUCUCGAUUGCGAUACCAACAAUGCUGCGAGCGAUCUUGUCAAACUUAUUCACAAGACGAGGCAAUCUAUUCAAAUCUCGUCGGUGCGGCAACUGCUGUAUGAAAAGGCUAGUGACAUUCCCUAUCUUCUUUCUUCGCAUAUGGUUGCUGCACAGUCUAUGCUGAGGGCGGAGGCCGCUGCCUUCAUCCCUCGCAUGCAGCGUCCCAAAGAUGGCGUAGAGAUUCAUCCGGCCGAGAAGAAGAAAUUUGAGCCCCAGGAGGCGGGUAGAGAGGAAGUAAAGGAGAAAGAAGUUCUAAUGGUUGUUGAUUCUGAGGCCACUGAUGACAUGGAAGAUAUGGACGAGGCAGUCACAUCCCUUGACCUUAUGCCAGACGAGUCCCUUUGCCCCAACGGGCCAUCGGAAGAGCAGGAAUCGGCUGCUCGCACGAUUCAGUAUGCAUAUCGCUAUCACGUUUGGCAUCGUUCAGGCUCUGCUGUAGAUGCAGAACUCCAUGCGAUAUUCACGACAUGCCUCAAGGAGACGCGGUUCUCUAAAUGGCGUCCAAGUUACUACCGUCUUCUUUUCCUCGGACCAUUUCCCCACCUUCUGGCGUGCCUGGAACAGGGCAUUGCUCUAACUCACGCUGCCAAAGUAAAGACGAAAGACCUGUUCAACACCGAGUCUCAUGAAAAGCUUGAGGAGUUGGGCAGGCAGAGAAGCGAGAUCACAUUGCUCCUCAAAAAAGGCAUGCAAUUGCGUGGUAAGCUAGAGCCUUCCUCACCAGAUCAUCGUACCCGGGACAUCGACGCUCUCAAACGCGCGGUUUUAGAGGUCGGGAGAGUUCAUUCAGAAAGUUCCUGGCAGCACGACGGAUAUGCAAGCUAA